AGGCUCGGCGCUCAGCGAUGAUGUCAGCUCCGGUUGCCUUGCUGAGUCGGAAGUGAGAACCUUUUGGUCGCUGUAGCUCUGAGGUGUCGUUCCUGCCCUUCCAGGCUCUGGUACUUUUAUUUUCAUGUGUAAGCUCAAUGACUAAGUCUAACCUGGGAUCUCCACCGAGGUUCUCAACAGGUGACCGAUCAACCCUCCUUUUUUCCUCUGCUCCCCCUAGGGCUGGAUGGAGGAUACCUUAAAGUGAAAUGACAGACCAGGAGAAUAACAACAACAUCUCAAGUAACCCCUUUGCUGCUCUUUUUGGCUCCCUGGCUGAUGCCAAGCAGUUUGCAGCAAUCCACAAAGAGCAGCUGAAACAGCAGUCUGGUAGUGUGUUUGGUUCUGAGGAAGGAGCAUUGUGUAACAGCCUACAUGUUCCGGCAGAUGAGCUCCCAGCAAGCCCAGAUGACUCGGAUAAUAGUGUGUCGGAGAGCCUGGAUGAGUUUGACUACUCAGUGUCUGAGAUCAGCCGCUCUUUCCGGACACACCAAGAAAUGUGUGAACAACUCAACAUCAAUCACAUGAUCCAAAGGAUCUUCCUCAUUACUCUGGACAACAGUGAUCCAAACUUGAAAAGUGGGAACGGCAUCCCCAGUCGGUGCGUGUACUUGGAAGAAAUGGCAGUGGAGCUGGAAGAUCAAGACUGGCUGGAUAUGAGCAACGUGGAGCAGGCCAUCUUUGCUCGGUUACUGCUUCAAGAUCCAGGAAACCACUUGAUCAGCAUGACUUCCUCUGCAACUUUAAACCUCUCUGCUGAUCGAGAUGCAGGAGAGCGGCACAUCUUCUGUUACCUUUACUCCUGCUUCCAAAGAGCCAAGGAAGAGAUUACCAAAGUUCCAGAAAACCUACUCCCCUUUGCAGUGCAGUGCAGAAACCUCACUGUGUCCAACACGCGAACAGUUCUCCUCACCCCAGAGAUCUAUGUUGACCAAAACAUCCAUGAGCAGCUGGUAGACUUGAUGUUGGAAGCUAUUCAGGGAGCCCAUUUUGAAGAUGUGACUGAGUUUUUAGAAGAGGUCAUUGAAGCCUUGCUGUUGGAUGAGGAGGUUCGAACAUUUCCUGAAGUCAUGAUUCCAGUGUUUGAUAUUUUACUUGGCCGAAUAAAAGAUCUGGAACUCUGCCAGAUCCUCCUGUACGCAUACCUGGACAUCCUUCUCUAUUUCACCAGGCAGAAGGAUAUGGCCAAGGUUUUUUUAGAGUACAUUCAGCCCAAGGACCCUAGCAAUGGGCAGAUGUAUCAGAAGACCUUGCUGGGAGUCAUUCUGAAUAUCUCGUGCUUGUUAAAGACUCCGGGUGUGGUAGAGAAUCAUGGCUUCUUCCUGAAUCCAUCCCGUUCCAGUCCUCAGGAGAUCAAAGUACAGGAGGCCAACAUCCAUCAGUUCAUGGCUCAGUUCCAUGAAAAGAUCUACCAGAUGCUGAAGAAUCUGCUCCAGCUCUCUCCAGAAACCAAGCAUGGUAUCUUGUUCUGGCUUGGAAACUGUUUGCAUGCAAAUGCAGGCCGCACCAAGAUCUGGGCCAAUCAGAUGCCCGAAAUCUUCUUCCAAAUGUAUGCCUCGGAUGCCUUCUUUCUGAAUCUGGGUGCUGCUCUCCUGAAGCUGUGCCAGCCAUUCUGCAAACCCAGAUCCUCUCGGCUCCUCACCUUUAACCCCACAUACUGUGUCCUCAAGGACUUGAAUGAUGAAGAACGAAAAAUUAAAAGUGUACAUAUGAGAGGUUUAGACAAGGAGACCUGUCUGAUCCCAGCUGUGCAGGAGCCAGUGUUCCCCCAGAGCUACAAUCUGGUGACCGAGAACCUGGCCCUGACCGAGUAUACCUUGUACUUGGGAUUUCACAGGUUGCAUGAUCAGAUGGUAAAAAUCAACCAAAAUCUGCAUCGGCUGCAGGUUGCCUGGCGAGAUGCUCAGCAGAGUUCUAGCCCUGCUGCUGACAAUCUCCGUGAGCAGUUCGAGCGCCUGAUGACCAUCUAUCUCUCUACCAAGACUGCAAUGACUGAACCCCAGAUGCUGCAGAACUGCCUGAAUUUGCAGGUGUCCAUGGCUGUUCUGCUGGUUCAACUGGCCAUAGGCAAUGAGGGCUCUCAGCCAAUAGAGCUAAGUUUUCCCCUGCCAGAUGGCUACAGCUCUUUGGCUUAUGUGCCAGAAUUUUUUGCAGAUAACCUAGGUGAUUUCCUCAUUUUUCUCCGGCGCUUUGCUGAGGACAUUUUGGAGACGUCAGCAGAUUCCCUGGAGCAUGUCCUUCAUUUUAUCACCAUUUUCACUGGAAGCAUAGAAAGAAUGAAGAAUCCCCACCUGAGGGCCAAACUAGCAGAGGUGUUAGAAGCAGUGAUGCCUCACCUGGACCAGACCCCAAGCCCCUUGGUGUCCAGUGUGUUCCACCGGAAACGUGUGUUCUGCAACUUUCCAUACGCUCCCCAACUCUCUGAAGCCUUGAUCAAGGUUUUUGUGGACAUCGAAUUUACAGGGGACCCCCACCAAUUUGAACAGAAGUUUAAUUACCGCCGCCCUAUGUAUCCCAUCCUAAGAUACAUGUGGGGGACAGAUUGCUAUCGGGAGAGCAUUAAGGAUUUGGCUGACUAUGCCUCUAAGAAUUUAGAAGCUAUGAAUCCCCCACUGUUCCUCCGAUUUCUUAACCUGUUAAUGAAUGAUGCUAUCUUCCUUUUGGAUGAAGCCAUACAGUAUUUGAGCAAGAUAAAGAUUCAGCAGAUUGAGAAAGACCGAGGAGAAUGGGAGAGCCUGACGCCAGAAGCCCGCCGAGAGAAAGAGGCAGGUCUGCAGAUGUUUGGGCAGCUGGCACGUUUCCAUAACAUCAUGUCCAAUGAAACAAUUGGGACCCUUUCCUUCCUGACAUCAGAGAUCAAGUCACUGUUCGUGCACCCGUUCCUGGCCGAGCGCAUCAUCUCCAUGCUCAACUACUUCCUGCAGCACCUGGUUGGCCCCAAGAUGGGUGCUCUCAAAGUCAAGGACUUCAGCGAAUUUGAUUUCAAACCUCAGCAGCUUGUAUCAGACAUCUGCACUAUCUACUUAAAUCUUGGGGAUGAGGAGAAUUUCUGUGCCACUGUGCCCAAGGACGGACGUUCCUAUUCCCCUACUCUCUUUGCACAGACAGUCCGAGUCCUGAAGAAAAUCAAUAAGCCCGGGAAUAUGAUCGUGGCUUUCAGUAACUUGGCAGAGAGAAUCAAGUCUCUUGCAGACCUCCAACAACAAGAGGAGGAGACAUAUGCAGAUGCCUGCGAUGAGUUCCUGGACCCCAUCAUGAGCACACUGAUGUCUGACCCUGUGGUGCUUCCGUCUUCCAGAGUCACUGUGGACAGAUCCACCAUCGCCAGGCAUUUACUCAGUGACCAAACAGAUCCUUUUAAUCGUAGUCCCCUUACCAUGGACCAGAUCCGGCCAAACACAGAACUGAAAGAAAAAAUUCAACGGUGGCUUGCAGAGAGGAAGCAACAAAAGGAGCAGCUUGAAUAAACACUGUGAACUCUGCACCGUGAACAUGCCCCAGGGUGUAGACAGUUGCUUGUGCUUUCUCUCUUUCUGCCUCUGAUCCUCUCCCUUUUCUUUGUUCGGUUUUGUUGGUUUUUUUUUUGGGGGGGGUGGCGGUAUUUCAUUCUUUGUUGUUUAAAUUAGAAAAUUGUUCUUGUGCAAAUUAUGAUAAUUACGAUUUUUAAGACCUUGUUGUUUCCCUGGCUCACAGGAAAUUCUCCUCACAGCUUCUUUAUAAAUCAUCACUAAUUUUCAGCCUCGGUUUUCCUAUACUUCUUACUUCCUUUUCUACCCUAAAUUAUAUUAAGUCCAACAACAAAAAUGUCCUGCCAUUUUAUUCUUUCCCUUCCCAAGGACGGUUCAGACAUUUUUUUAGUGAGCACUGCUUUUAAGUCUAUGAUGUCAGUCCUUCAGUGCCAGCUGAUGACAUCCAAGCCCCUACUGUCCUGGGUAUUUACUACCCAUAGGGUCUGGGCUCAAGCACCUGGCCUUACUAUAGCUCUGUAAUAUUGCAGAGUCGCUUUCCACAUAAAUGCAAAUACCUUAGUGUGUGUAUAGAUUUUCUGGCUGAUGGAUGAGGUAAUCUUAUACAACGUUUGUAUUAUCUUGUCACUUAAUGAUACCAUCACAGACACUCCUAUGAGGAUCUCACCAUCAAAAAAGUAGCUGUAGGAUCUUUCAGUGAGUGACAGUGUUAUAUGGAACUUCCAGUAAGAGGAUAAAUAAGCCGUGGGGCCCUUUUCUCUUUUGUGCUUCAAGGACUAGGCCUGGGUAAAAUACGCAAUAAAUAUUGUAUCUAUAUGAAAAUGUCAUUUUAGGACACUUAAUGCAGUAUAUGUAUGUGUUAAACACACAGAUACUGUGUCCUUUUUUUAUUGGUCUCAUUUAAUUGAGUGCCACAUUAUAUCAUGUCUUCCCGAGUAAGAUUUAUAUAGUGUGUGGCAGUGUUUUCUCACUUACUUGUUCUAGUCAGGUAAAACCCGAAGACUAUACGAUGUACAUAGCUAGUGUUUGGGCUGUGACCUGGCUUCUAAGAGCUGCUUCUCACCUAGCCUUAGUUUAUCAAUUAAUAGAGAUUGAAGCAAAAUCUUGCCCCCAAGCCAUUUUAAAAAUCUACUUAUCUCUGGGUAGUUAAAAGUGGUUCUGCCCCACUUCUCCAACUGUUUUGCUGUAAGGGGCUCAGUCCUUUGUGGGAUGUUUUUAUAUCAUAUCAAUCUCAGCCCCGAGGUGUAAAGGACAAGAAAAUGUGGCUGUAGCUUCUUUUACAGAACAUUACUGUUCCAAAAGAACAUACGAAAGCAGUGUUUCAGUUCCAACACAGUUGCAAUAGCAGUCCUUUGUGUGUUUUUUUCUUGUUAUCAACUGGAAAACUUGUGAUUAGAGAGAGCACCUCACUCUGGCUAUUAAAGAAUGUUACCUGUUGUAAACAGGGACGCCUCAGGCAUAUCUGUAAAUGCCAAAAGGUUAAGGCUGAUUCAGUGUGCCCCUGGGCCUUUAGGUAUAUGUUGACAGGAUUUCUUUUCUUAGGUGAACUUCAUUUCCUGUCUGUAGUAGUCUCCUUUCCCUCUCUGGCAAUGAACUGCAUAUGAAAUAAGCUUCUACCCGCUGCUCUGAACUUUUCCAAAGCUAAUGUGGGAGGAUGCUUUUACACUCUUAUUUGAAAAUGAGGGAAAGCCCAGUUUUACAAGUGAAAACUGGAGGAAAAUAGGUACAGACCCUCCAGAAGACAGCUGUUCCCAGCAGCUUUCUGGCGGAUGAGCUCUGAGCUGUCUCUUGUCUCUGUCUGUAUUCUGAACUGAACUGAACCUUCAGACUGUAAGCCUCUUUGGCAAGUUUGUGUUUUGUUUUGUUUUUUAAGCUCUUCUGAUACUUUUCUAUGAAUGGCUGUGACACCACUGAGGCUGCUGAAUACCUUUAAUGACAAAAGCAAGUGUGUAGCUUAAGGCCACUGUUGGUGAGGAAACCAAGUGUCCUCUGUGCCUUCUUUCUGUGAACUAAUUUAAAGACAUCCAGAAAAAGAAACUCUAAGGACUCCCAUCCUGGUACAAUAAGACACAUAUGUGCAUGUGCAAAGGUCAAAGGGUGUCUUGUCUGGAACUCGGCCGCAGCUGUAAAUCUGUUAAGACUUCCUGACAUACCAAGUUUUACGUGAUGACUUUGCUGGAGGACAAAAGGAAAGUGAAAACUUCAGUCAGCUCAUAACUCACCAAGAGGCUAAUACUAAACUUGGAAAAUCAUUUAGAGUUCAAGCAGUUGUUUGUUUAAUAUAGCUUUCUGUGGGUGUGUGAAAAUGGAGGGCCACUUGAGAAGUAGCCUGACAGAACAGGCGAAGGUGCCAGUUGCUGCUCAGCACGCCACUCUACAAAAGCUUCAUUACUUUAUUUGGUUCUGGUUGCUAAGCAGCCAUUGGGCAAAGCCCACUGGGUACCAUGACAAGCCAGACUGAUGCCACAUCGUUGGCAUGUGAGGAAAUAGUGCACAUGUUCUAACUGCUAAAUGGGGAAGAACCUAGAGCAGAAAAGGAAGAACAAAACAGCAAAAAGGUUGGACUGAAAUCAACUCGAUCGACAACUGUAUUUGAAACAUUCCAGGAAGGUUACUUUUUGUCAGACUUGCCUGGGGGGAGUUUGCUCAAAACUUGUAUUUAAUAAAUGAGCAGCUGACUUACCA
Molecule: messenger RNA, 6191 nt
Organism: Rattus rattus (black rat)
Lineage: Eukaryota; Metazoa; Chordata; Mammalia; Rodentia; Muridae
Gene: Ube4a
Product: ubiquitination factor E4A
Exons: 21
Coding region: 249-3506 (1085 amino acids)
Biological process (GO): protein polyubiquitination
Cellular component (GO): ubiquitin ligase complex; cytoplasm; nucleus
Molecular function (GO): ubiquitin-ubiquitin ligase activity
Source: RefSeq, a predicted model, not a curated record